This is a messenger RNA of Cooperia oncophora, 213 nucleotides long. NCBI's taxonomy places the organism in Eukaryota, Metazoa, Nematoda, Chromadorea, Rhabditida, Trichostrongylidae. The record is from the annotation of a GenBank genome assembly.
AUGAUGUCAAGCCGUCCGCGUGUGCACAGAAGCACUGCGCGAGGACUGGAUAAGUUCGUUGGCGCGGAUUUUGAUCCGACAGCACUUUCGCUAUUGCAAGACGUUCUUCUCUACGAUCCAACGAAGCGCAAAACGGCCUCUCAAGUACUCAAACACGCCUACUUUGAACCGUUGAGGCAGCAUGCCACCACACUGGAAAAGAAGCAACGGUAA